ACGUCUCUCGCGCAGGCUUUUUCCCUUCUUCGCAUACAUCUCUUCGGGCUGUCUGGACUCUGAAGUACAACCGGCCAUGGCCACAUAUGACUCGCUACAUCGGCAAUGCCGCACGCUCGAAGCGCUCUUCGAUACCAAGCUUACCGCAUACGCACGCCUCGCCUCGUCCAUUUCACGCAACAACGACGAUCUCGAGUCAGGCGGAUCCUCAGAGAGAUGGAAGGACCUCGAGGUUGAGGUUGACGAGCUGCUGGAGAAACUACAAGAGAUCAACGACCAGUUGUCCACCCUUUCAAACGACACAGAGAACCCUCCAUCGCAGUCUAUGCUCCGCGCUAUCCAAAGACAUAGGGAGGUCUACUUGGAUUAUGCGCGAGAACUGAGACGAACGAAGGCCAAUGUGAAGACAGCUCUUGACCAGGCUAAUCUACUCAGCGGCGUCAGGAACGAUAUAGAUGCCUACAAGUCCUCAGCAGCAGACUCCUUGCUCGCCGAACGCGGACAUAUUGACAGUUCGCAUCGAAUGACGGACGACAUGAUUGCGCAGGCGUACGAAACCCGUGCAGAAUUCGCGCGCCAACGGACAACCAUCUCGGGGAUCAACGCGCGUAUGCAGGGCGUCCUCAGUUCUAUUCCUGGUAUCAACAACCUACUCUCGAUGAUCAAGACGCGGCGGCGCCGGGAUGCACUCAUCGUCGGCUGCUUGAUCGGCCUCUGCACCGUCUUACUGCUCAUGUACAUGUUCUGACGCACCCAUGGCUCAGGCGUGUUGCAGCCUGACGACCCACAUCUGUGGGCGCGCCGAGCUCUUCGCUACUUUCUGUAAUACGGACACUGGGUAGUGUUAAUGGAUAUAUUCUUAUUGGACCGAUAUUGCUUUGGAGGCCACCUGUUAUUCCAAGAAAGUGUGAUGUGAACGCGGACGAGCCGCCACAGCUGUACAGAAAUGCUCAUCCGGCAGUUCUGUCUGUCCACUGGAGCAUACCUCAUUGUUCCAUCGUAUCCGCCGUUCUCAUCGGCGACCGGCACACCAGACAUCGCUCCAGAACCCAACCUCAGUCAGUCGCUUUCCGAGUUCUCCGCCUCCCACUCCUCGAUCGCCCGGUCCCUCCUCUGCUUCCGCUUGACGGACGGCCUAUGGCCGCCGCGCUCGAACGCCCUCCAGUUCUCCGCCAGCCGCCGCACGGCGCCCCACCGAUCCUCGGGAGCGUCCGCGUCCGCGUCCCACGCAUCCUCGACGCGCCAGCCCUUGACCUCCGCGAUGGUCUGGAGUAUGUGCCACGUGUACGGCGCCGAGCAGCGCACGUCGUGGAAGUCGGACUCGACGAGGAUCCGGUCGGGCGCGCACGCGGCGAUGAGGUCUUUGUGCGCGGGCGAGCGCGCGUUGAUGACUGUCGAGAGCGAGAGGAAGACGUUUGGAUGUCUUUUCUGAGCGGGGGGGAAGGGGGCAAUGUGGGGAUAUAGGUGUCAGUGGUGCGGAAUGUUAGCAUUGUGUUGCCUGUGCGCGUCACAGACUGGAUAGGCUGAGGCCGCGGGAGCGCACCAACGCUCGCGUUGACCAUCGCGUUCGGGCGUAUGGCCCAUUGCGAGCGGGCGAAGCUGACUCGAACCGCCCUUCUGCACGGACAGGUGCUAGCAUAGUGCAAUCCUCUAGCCCGUCCAGCACCAGGUCUAGCCGGAGAGCCUGUCGUCCCUCACGCACGGGACCCACGACCACGAAAAGACGACACCUACCGCAAUAUCCCUGAACGUCUGAGCGCUCAGCCCACAACUGUGCAAGUCGACGCUAAUCCUAAGCCAUCGCUCUCCGUGCUUCCUGUACAUCCGGUCCAGCACCUCGCCAGUGGCCGCCUGGCACUUGACGCUGUGCAGGCUCACGUUGCGCCCGAGCUCGACCGCGAGACCCAGCUGCGCCUCCAGGACCCCGAGCUGGUGCUCGAGCGGGAUCGUGAAGGGCGAGAGCGAGCGCGGGCCGUCCGCGUCCUCGUCUCCGUGAGUGGGCGCGUACUCGGAGUAAGGCGGGUCGGCGGGGCGACGGUAGGGCACGCGACAUACGCGGUCGAUCCCCACCUCGCCGAGCAUGGCGUUCGG
Messenger RNA from Dichomitus squalens LYAD-421 SS1, 2091 nucleotides. Its product is annotated as V-snare-domain-containing protein. Gene Ontology annotation, molecular function: SNAP receptor activity. The transcript is spliced from 6 exons. Gene Ontology annotation, cellular component: cis-Golgi network; Golgi medial cisterna; SNARE complex. Bases 77 to 748 code for a protein of 223 amino acids. Lineage: Eukaryota; Fungi; Basidiomycota; Agaricomycetes; Polyporales; Polyporaceae. The record is from RefSeq and is a predicted model, not a curated record. Gene Ontology annotation, biological process: endoplasmic reticulum to Golgi vesicle-mediated transport; vesicle fusion.